Messenger RNA from Marchantia polymorpha subsp. ruderalis, 1479 nucleotides. The record is from the annotation of a GenBank genome assembly. NCBI's taxonomy places the organism in Eukaryota, Viridiplantae, Streptophyta, Marchantiopsida, Marchantiales, Marchantiaceae.
GGGAGGGGAGAGGAAGGGAAGGGAAGGGAAGGAGGAGGAGCGAAGCAGCAAUCGGCAUUUCGAGUCCGUCUGUCAGCUGUCGAGAUGGCGUCGAGUGUGCCCGUCGUUGAGAGAGUGAAGCUCGGAUCGCAGGGAUUCGAGGUUUCGAAGCAGGGAUUAGGAUGUAUGUCGAUGUCGGCCUUUUAUGGUGCCCCGAAACCGGAGCCUGAGAUGAUCGAACUCAUCCGUCACGCCGUGGACAUUGGCGUCACGUUCUUCGAUACGUCUGAUGCUUAUGGGCCUCAUACAAAUGAAGUCCUUCUUGGCAAGGCCUUUAAAGGUAUCAGGGACAAAGUUCAGAUUGCCACAAAAUUUGCUUUCUAUGCAGACCCCGUAACUGGAGUCAGGACAGUCAGAAAUGAUCCACCGUACAUUCGUGAAUGUCUUGAAGGAAGUUUGAAACGGCUCGAUGUUGACUACAUUGAUCUUUACUACAUGCAUCGUGUGGAUAAAAGUGUACCUAUUGAAAUCAGUAUUGGGGAAAUGAAGAAGUUUGUCGAAGAGGGUAAAGUGAAGUAUCUGGGAAUGUCGGAGGCAUCUGCUUCAGACAUUCGUAGAGCUCAUGCAGUGCAUCCAAUUACCGCUAUUCAGCUGGAAUAUUCCCUCUGGUCUCGUGAUGUGGAAGAAGAUGUGAUCCCAACUUGCAGGGAGUUGGGAAUCGGAAUUGUCCCUUACAGUCCGCUUGGACGAGGUUUUUUCUCUGGAGUGCAAGUCGAUAAAUUGGAGGACAAUGACUUCCGAAAGACUGUUGUGCCGAGGUUACUGCCAGCAAACCUUGAAAAAAAUCAGGUAUUCUAUGAACGCCUUGUCGAGAUCGGCAAGAAGCAUGGCAGGACUUCAGGGCAGGUAGCCCUGGCCUGGGUGCACCAUCAAGGUGCCGAUGUUGUGCCAAUUCCCGGCACGACGAAAGCGAAGAAUCUGGAGGAGAAUGUCGGUGCUCUUUCGAUAAAAUUUAGCAAAGAGGAGUUGGCAGAAAUCGAAGCUGCUGUUCCAGUUGAAGAGGUUGCAGGGGACAGGUAUGGGGCAGGUGCCAUGGAAAUGACCUGGCGCUAUGUUCAAACCAUCCCUCUGUCAGAAUGGAAAGCUUGACCUGUAAGACUAUGUGUAUAGACAUUUAUCAGCACUCGAGGCCGAUAUAAAUUGAAACCGGUAAAAGUCUCGAUGACAACCUAACUCUAGAUAAUGUAGAUAUUGCUGUCACAUCUGUGCACUUUCUGCAUUGUGUAUCGAGAUAAGGAAUCGGUCUUCCAGACUUACAUACGUAGUUGAAAUAAAAAUUGCUUUGACCAUGUCAGAAUCACCAUAGAUUCACUCAUGUACAGUAUACACGGAACAGGGAGAUUAUCCAACUCCAUUAUUCAAUUACUCGUCUUUCAUCAAUCAGUCUUGGACGUUUUUCCUAGAGUUUUGAAGUUAUUAUGACGUUGCUCGAAUUCACGG